Thunnus maccoyii (southern bluefin tuna) is the source of this 5341-nucleotide messenger RNA. Its product is annotated as kelch domain-containing protein 8B-like. The transcript is spliced from 6 exons. The record is from RefSeq and is a predicted model, not a curated record. Gene Ontology annotation, molecular function: protein binding. Lineage: Eukaryota; Metazoa; Chordata; Actinopteri; Scombriformes; Scombridae. The coding region runs from base 3218 to 4297 and encodes 359 amino acids.
CUCUUUUAUUUAGAUGAUGUUUCGGCCCUCAGGCCUUCUUCAAGAUCAACAAUGACAGUAGGACACAGGUACUGGUAUGUUAUGUAGGCCACACCUUAGUAACACAUCUGAUGGUGAUUAGACAAUCAUGUUUCACCAUUAGGGUUAGGAAAACAAGCAAGAGGCCUUCUGUGAAUCAAACCUCAACAAACAUUGACAGGAACUACAGCCAAUCAAAUCACUUAAAAAAGUGACAAGAACCAUUAUGGGCCAGCUUGGGCUGGUACUGACUCAGGAGGAGGUAAAUAUGAGCGUACCAGAUGAUCUCUCAGGUUUUUACCUCUUUAAUAUACCAUGAGAAAUUGUCCUUUGAAUACACUAUUGAGUUGACAAUCAGAUUCAAGUAUAUGCCAGUGUUUUGAUAUAAUUGUCUAUCUGUUCUGAACCCUUAGAAUACUCUGUUGUAAAUAUUAUAUGGUCAUUUGAUUUCACUGUAGGUUUCUUUUUAAGAGAUCAGACCUUUUAUUUCAGUGGCAGCAUAAUUUAGGAGAAGUUCUUGUAUCAUCUUUGUUGAAAGUUGUUUUUCAUUUCUCUCAUUUCUCUCAUGUUCCUGUCAAAAUCAUCAGUCUUCUUGCAAAAUUGUUUCAAUCUACAAAACUGACUAAAAGGGAGACUAUUUUUAACAGUAAGGGAUGAUCAGAGUCUGCCCUUAGUAAAGUAUGGUAUGCCUAGACCAUCAACAGGACAUUGAUUGAUAGGUGUGUGUGUGGGAGAGAGAGCGAGUUGAGGCCAGAUCAGGUCCACUGGGGACUAAUUAAAAAAGGUGCAGAGGGUCAUAAGUAAACAAGCACAUAAACUUGUUUGCUUUGCAGUGUUUUAAUGGACAGUAAAAAUGUCUAUAAUACAUCUCUUUCUGGUAUUUCAAAGCAAACAUUCUGAUCAUCUUGACCACAUUUAUCAGCACCCCUGCAGCUACCUGGAGCUACCUGAAGAGAAAAUAUUGAGUGGAAGCAGAAGUCUAAACGAUAAGGGAAAUGCCUGUGAGAUAGAAUGUCUCCCCUCUCUGUAGUUUGGCAUUGGGAUUAAAAUGCAACACUGGGGGCUUGACAGGAACAUUUGAAGUGAGGUCUUAACAAAGUAUUUCUACUUCUAGCCUCCUGCAACAUUUGUGUAAUUGAGUGCUUCAUUAUGGCAGUGGUCAGACACAUUAAUGUGUGACAAGUCGUGUUUGAUGUGCGUUCCAGGUUGAUUGCGAUUGAUAAUUGUGGCACUGCUGUCAACUGACUGAAAAUUUGAUGGCACAACUGUGUGAGCCAAAUUGAUGAGAGUGGGAACUAGAACACAGACCCCUUUUUUUGGUGGAACUGUAAUAUAAAAUGUAUACAUUUUACAGAUUAAUCUAUUCAUCAAGGAUAUUCUCUUCCUCUCUUUAUUAGUUCUCUUAUGUUCUACUUUGAUAUCAGUGAUAAAUGCUUACAAUGGUGCCACACAGUUCCAUAUAUGGUAAAUAUAGAAUCACUACAGGAAUAGAUGUACAUCAUCUUGUGUAGGUACCUUUAUGAUGUUGGACAUCUUAUUUGUCAUCUGUGCAUUUCAUGACCUCUAAAAAUAUGUAUUUGAAUUGAUGUAUUACACAGUAUAGUACCAUUUAAACUGUGUUUUUGUGGUUACAAGUGGAGGUCGAGAGUUCCCUCAAUCCACAUGAGGGCAGCAGUGGAUUUUAUGGAGCACCUUCACCUCUCCAGGCAGCAUCCUUCCCUUCAGGUGAGUCUGGAGUUACAUGAUACCGGUGGUGAGCAAUGAUAAGCCUGAAACCGUCACAAAGCAGCACAGAAGAAGCGAAGAGUGCGUUUAAAUUGUUAAGGCCAAAAUGGUGGUGAGUCGGCUGUUGUCACUUGAGGAUGGUGGAGGGACAGCGGGCACAGUGAACUCAGGAGUUGGCGGUGUUUCGGGAUUGCGUAAAUGCGCACUGGUGAGCGAGGGGAGGAGACGGGAAGGGGAGAGCCGUAGAAGCAGUGGAAGGAGGACGAUGCGUACUUUUGCUUUCGCCGGAUGCUUUUGCUGAACAGGUACACACCAGGAGCGAUAUUUCUCAUCAGCUGUCCUCUUCUGCUCGACCAAAAGAUGUGUCCAAACGUUUACGCGGACCUACUCCGGCGAGCUCCGACGCACCGCUGACUGCGCCUGCAGUCCAUCGCCGGACAGAAAGGUUGGGCCUCGCCAAGGGACCCUCACCCUCUCCAACGCUACCAGCAAGCUGCGAAGCACACAGUUCAGAAGGCUCCAUGCCUGACUGCGAGUCAUAGAAUGGCACUCUGGGAUUUGGAGUUCUUGUUUAAUUAAGGGAGGAAAAUCUUUCAUAAAAUGCAGUGAAGUCUUGCAGUCAUUACUCUCCCAUAGAGUUUUCAUUUAAAGACUUUGGUUCAUUUAUGAAAGGAUUUUUUUCACUGUAGGAUAUCACCAGGGUGCAAAUAGAACUGUGGAGCUGCAGCUUAGGUGGAACUGGUUUUCCUGAAUAAUUGCCUUUAGUUUGAAGGUAUAAAAUUGUCUGCCGUAAAGGUUUUUUCUUGGAUUAUCAGGGCACUAGUGAAGGUCAAUACUUUCUCUCCUUCCUGAUCUUUGAUCCAGUGCCAUCUCCCAACUUAUUCUCUGACUUUGAGGUUUUUAAGGAUUAAGUAUUAAGCCCUGGAACACCCUUUUCAAGCACCUCUUUCCCAGGAAUAUAUUCAAGCCAAAACUGUAACCAAAAUAACCCUUCUGACAGUGCAGGAAAGAAGAGGGCUGGAGAGAAAGGAGUAGUGGGAGUCGAAGGGCAGAUGGCUUCACUGCUCAAAAAACACCAACAGCUGGAUGAAUAAAACAUUUGAAUAGAGAGGGAGUCGUGACAUCUGGCUUAGGAGUGAGUUCCACACUCUGCUCAUUCCCUCUCUUGUUCCCUUUUUCCCUAUUCUGUCCACUCUUUCACUUACUCGCAUUUCUAUCCUCUUCAUCCCCACAACCCCCCUCUCCCUCUAUCUAUCUUUUACUUUCUCUUGUCUCUUUCCCUCUGUGGACACAGGGUCACUCAAAGAGACAGAAACAAGCUUGUGCCUCCGCUUGUUUCUCCUGCUCACACUCAGUUUUGUGCCACCUUUGCAUUAACUCCCUCCCUCCUCCCUCCUCCCAUUCCUUCUCUACCUCCUCCUCCUCCCCCGGCACGGUGUGUGAUGGUGCGUCCCCUCCUUUCGGUCCUGGAGACAUGCCUGUACAGGAGAUGGCGGUGAGUCCUGUCAAGUCCCUGUACUGGGAGCAGUUCCCCCCCAUGUCGCAGCGCCGCGUCUACUGCACUCCCGUGUACCACGAAGGCCUGCUCUAUGUGCUGGGGGGCUGCAGUGAGACUGGCAUGCCCCUGGACAGUGUUGAGGUCCUGGAUGUGGAGAGCCAGACGUGGAGCCAGCUGCCGCCGCUGCCCACUGCACGGGCGGGGGCUGCAGCUGUGGUGCUCAGGGGCCAGGUGAUGGUUCUCGGGGGCAUGAAUCAGCAGCAGACCCCACUGGCCUCCGUGGAGGUCUACCACCCUGACGAGGGCAAAUGGGAGCCAAGGGCCAGCCUGGGCCAGCCAUCUAUGGGUGUCACCACUGUGGAGAAAGAUGGGAAGGUGUAUGCACUGGGGGGUAUGGGAGCAGACACCACACCACAGGCCCUGGUCAGGGUUUAUGAGGCAGAGAAAGACCAAUGGCAGCCAAUGGCGUCCAUACCCACGCCGCGGUACGGAGCCACACCCUUCGUAAAGGGAAACAAAAUCUACAUGAUGGGUGGUCGUCAGGGAAAGAUGCCGGUGACGGCACUGGAAGCUUUUGACCUGGAGAUGAAAAGCUGGACACGUUACCCCUGCAUCCCAAGCCGGAGGGCCUUUUCCUGCUGUGCCACAAAUGAGCGAAGUCUCUUCAGCCUUGGGGGCCUCCAGCAGCCGGGGCCACAUAACUUUUACUCCAGACCUCACUUUGUCAGCACCAUGGAGGAAUAUGAUCUGGAUCAAGGUAUCUGGAUCAAACCCAGCCGAACGUCCAGGAUGAGAGAGAAGAGGGCUGACUUUGUGGCAGGAUGCCUGGGAGGACGAGUCAUCGCAGCUGGCGGUCUAGGUAACGAGCCAUCGCCGCUUGGUACAGUGGAGAGCUACAACCCAGUGAAACGGCGCUGGGAGUAUGUGGCACCUAUGCCCACUGCACGCUGCUCCUCUGCACUCAUGCAGACAACCAGCAUGCUCUUUGUCAUUGGCGGAGUUGCCCAGGGACCCAGUAAUGCUCUGGAAGCCCUCUGCUUGCAGGAAACAGUGUGACACAUGCACACAGCCAAACACACACACAGGAAUCAAUGCAAACUGGCAUUAAUAUUUUAUUCAUGUAUGUGCGUGAACACAGACAAAAACACAUGAAUUGGUUCCACAGAUGAAAUCAUCCACACUCACUACUUUUCUACCUUUAUGUCCAACUGAUGGAUUCCUCUUCUAUACUUAGAUGUAGACAACUCUUUUCCACAUUCAUUAAGCAUUUUUUAAAAUGGGAGCUGUAGAGACAGUUUUCAGACGGAGCUGGACAAAUGCAAAAUUAAGGACGUCAAGCAGACUGCUGUGGAAAGGACAGAAAACUGACAGCUUUUCUAUCAGAGGAAGACAAAAAACAGACACACAUAGUGUCUAAAGAAACAACACGCCUUUGAACUGUUAAGCAUUUUUCUGAAUAAAAGCAGGGUACUUUUCUGGAUAUUAAAGGAACAUAGGGCCAUAUUUGUGUCUCUACAACACUUUGUUCAGUUUCAGACAGUGACGUUCUGGGAAUGUGAAUGUCCCUUUUGGUUCUUCUGUUUUUGUUGUGUAUGUGUGAAAGUUAGCACUGCUAGCAACUGCUACCAUGGUGUCAACAUCAGUGGCCCUUAACAUGCGUUUACAUCGCAAGCAACUGCUAGUCAGAAGUCCAUCCAUUUUUCUACAACCAGUGAAACGUCGGCUGAUUUUGACGACAGCCACUGCGUGUCCUUUGUUUCUAGUUGCAGAAAACUUAACUGCAGUCAAACUUGUCGGCACCUCACUUUGCUACACAUCUAUCUAGUUCUGCUACAACAUUAGCACCGAAGCAAUCAAUCACCAAGAUCAAAUGGUUCUUCAUACUGUAGCCAUGGAUACAGUUGCUCGUGGAGUGAAUGCAGAGUUACUCAUCCCUGCUGCACUGAAGCAUCUGAACAGAUAAAUAAUAAUUUCAACAUCAGCUUCCUGACAUGUUGUAUUUCCCUUGAGUUUUAUGAUUGAUAGCAGUACACUGUAUUCUUUACCUCAACUUGAUGUCAGGCUGAUGAUGGAUAAAAUGGAAAGAGCAUCUUAAGUCGA